AUGGGCCCCAUCGACAUAGGUAGCCCUGCCAUCACUGCAGAAAAUGUCCGCGAGCUCUUUCCAGAUGUCGAAGCCCUGUCCGUGGUGUCCCCAGCAAGUUGUGGCGUAUCAGCAGCCGAAAGCGGGGACUUCGAAGGCUACGAUGAAGAACAGGUACGAAUGAUGGAUGAAGUUUGUAUCGUUCUAGAUGUCGACGACGAGCCGAUUGGACGGGUCAGCAAAAGAGACUUCUACAUCGCGCAUUUUCCUCGUGCCGAUAAGAAGGUUACCUUCCCCAUGAUGUGGACGAACACUUGCUGUUCUCAUCCCCUUGAUAUUCCCGACGAGAGAGGUACGGACUUCGGGAGUGCGAUAUUAGGAGUAAAAAGGGCGGCACGGAGGAAAUUGGGGCAGGAGCUGGGCAUCAGGCCUGAACAAGUCCCACUUGAGGAUUUUCAAUUUUUGACCCGUGUGCAUUAUAAGGCACCAAGUGAUGGAAAGUGGGUGGACUACAUUCUUUUCAUUCAAGCAGAUGUAGACCUUGCGGUUAAUCGAAACGAGGUGCAAGACGUUCGCUGGGUGUCACCUGAGGACCUCAGGAACAUGUUCGCCACGCCAGGUCUGCAAUACACUCCAUGGUUCAAAUUAAUAUGCGAUUCAUUGCUGUUCAAGUGCAAUUAUCGCGGUCCAUUGCCAGUGCUCGACAGCUGCUUGUUAUUGGUGUGA
This is a messenger RNA of Aspergillus pseudotamarii, 705 nucleotides long. Its product is annotated as NUDIX hydrolase domain-like protein. The record is from RefSeq and is a predicted model, not a curated record. Gene Ontology annotation, molecular function: isopentenyl-diphosphate delta-isomerase activity. Gene Ontology annotation, biological process: isopentenyl diphosphate biosynthetic process; isoprenoid biosynthetic process. Gene Ontology annotation, cellular component: cytoplasm. The transcript is spliced from 5 exons. Lineage: Eukaryota; Fungi; Ascomycota; Eurotiomycetes; Eurotiales; Aspergillaceae. The coding region runs from base 1 to 705 and encodes 234 amino acids.